AUGUUACAUAAACUAUUAGAAUAUUUGGAAUUGUGGAAGAAUACAACAAUAUUAACUACAAAAGAAGAAGUGAUUGUUAAAAAAACUGAAAUAAACAAUGAAUAUCAAUUGCAACUCAAAUUGCAUGAACCACGCAUUCGUCGAGUGAAAGAAGAUGUAGCAAAUGUACGAUUAACUGAAUUAGCCCUACAUCAAACCCGUAUUGAACGACAUGUCACAUCAGUCAAUUUAAUAUUGAAUGAAAUGAAAAGUAAUUCGCUGAAAACAUUAAUUGAAACAUUGAAUAAGUCGGAAGAACAAAUGAAUGCGGCAAUUCAAAACGCAAUCAAUUCAACAUUGAAUAAAGCCACGAAAUCUUCAAUACUCCUAUUAUUACGUAAACGUGUUGAACAUUUGGCUAAUUCCCACACGGAACGUGUACGUCAAGCAUUGAAAUUAUUUCGACAAGAUAUUGAAAAUCAAAUACAAACUGUGAAUAAUUCUAAUUUAAAAUUAAUUGAAUCAUUAGAGCUUUUUACUGAUGGAGGUAAUUUUGCAACUACUGAAGCUAAAAAAUACUCUACUCAAUUAAAUCAAUUAACUAAAACAAUUCAAUUGUUUGAAGAAGAAUCCGUUGGUAAUAUUGAAUCCAUUGAAAAAGAGCGCCAAUUAAUUACGGAAAAUAAAUUAAAACAAUUUGAAGCCAUGUUAAAGCCACAUUUAGCUGAUGUUAUUUAUAUGGAAAAUAUGAUACGUUGUGUAACAAAUUCUGAAGUACAAAUCAAAGUACAAACAGAAGAUAAUUUAAGUCAAACCAAAUUAUUAACAAGUCAAAUUGAACAAUUUGAAUUUUUCAUUCAAACACUUAAACAAACAAAUCAAAUCAUAUCAUCCAAUAUUGGAACAUUGAUCAAUGAGAAUCAAUUUGACAAGAAACAACCGCAACAAUCGCAACAACCAUUCAGUAUGAAGGAGAAAACGCGCCAAAAAGAAUUCAUGAAUAAAACCAUUGAAUUAUUGAACACAAUUUGUACAAACACAUCGGAUCGAUGCAUCUUUUUAAAUUGUUUACGUAAUCAAUUUUUGAUGAACACUAAUAAUCAUGACGAUGAUAAUGAUGUAGUCAAUAAGCAAAAUGAUAUUUCUGAUAAUAAUAAUAAUAAUCAUAACAGUUUUACGAAAAAUAAUAAAGACAAAAUGAUUAUUAAUUCAACAACAAAUCCAGUAUUACUACAACAAUCAAACAAUUUGAUCACGGAUACAAUGUUCAAUUAUUUAAAAUUUUAUUAUUCAAAAUUAUCAUCAACUUAUGAAGAACAAUCAUUUCAACAACAAAAUGAUAUAGAAAAUAACAUUAAUCAUAAUAAUUCCCUGUUAUUUAUGAAACAAUUUUCAAAAUUAUUCAAUGCUAACUCGGAAAUGAUACUACUGUCCAAUGAUUCCAAUCGAUUUUUCCCCAAUGACCUUGACUCGAUCGAUAAGACGAAAGCAGUAGCCGCAGCCGCAGCCGCAGCAACAACUCCUCCGGUAAAAUCUCUCCCAUCGCAUACAUUUCAUCAGUUAUAUGACAUGAUUCGUGAAAUUCAGUUGAAAUUAAUCAAUCAAGACAAAACUACACCCCCACUGUUACAUAAUCAUGCUAUGAUUACAGAGAAUAUGAUGAAACCUAACGGUGACAUAAUACCUAAUCAGAAUGAUUGUAGUAAUCAUGCUAAUCAUAACAGUAAUCUAUUCUCAUUUUUAAAUACUCCUCCACUGCCUCCUAGUUCAACAGUAUUCGGUGAAAAGCUAAAAUCAAUAUCUGAAAUAAGCCAUAAUCAAUUUGAUUUUCCCGUACCAGCCGUUUAUAAUGAUAAUAACAAUAAAAAUAGUAGUAGUAUGAAUCAUAACUCAAGGUCACUCAUUCUAACGAGUACCACCACCCCAUUGUCCUCAACACAACUACCAAUGAUUGAUGGGGAUAAUUUCAGUUUAAUGAAACAACAACAAAACACCAAUUCAUUGUUCAAUAAUGGUGAUGGUACAAAUUCAAAUUUCUCUUGUUUAUCAAACAUUUCUUCCAAUGGAAUAGAUUAUAAUCAAUCAAUAUUUUAUAAUCCUAUCACUAAUAAUACUACUACUAAUACUACUUACAAUGAUAAUAAUAAUAUUAAUCAUGGUGAUAGUGAUCAUCAUAAUCAACCAUGUUUAGAAGAUGUAAAUUUAAAACAUUUUACAACAACAACAACAACAACAACAACAUCACCACCACCAUUGUCAAAAUUCAAUUUAUCCGCCAAAACAGAUUCAAAUUUAAAUAAUCACAUUAAUUCAACUAAACAAUAUUAUUAUCAUCAUCCUCAUUUGAUGCUGAAUCAAAAUGUGAAUUUCAAUGAAACUAAUCCUCCGACUUCUUCUCAUCAUUAUCAUCAUCAUGAAAAAGAUGAUGAAUUGUUGAAUAAACCACUGGAAUCAAUCAACCAUCAUCAUCAUUUUCAGCAUCAAAAUGACUCAACCAUACAUAUUGAACAUGAUCAAUAUUCAAUAGAUUUAGUGAGGAGUAAAAAAGAUGUUCAUUUAAAACAAGUGAAAAAAUUCAAAUCAACUUAUGAGAAUAUAGAAGAGAAAAAGAAUGAAUUAGAUUUGGAAAUAUUAGAAAAACCACAACAGCAUCAUCCACAUGUGAAAUCACAUCGAUUAAGUAAAUCCAAUCUAGAUCAGUCUUGUGAUAAAUCUUCUUCGCAUAUUAAACGACCAAUGAAUGCAUUUAUGAUAUGGGCAAGAGAUGAGAGAAGAAAAAUUUUAAAAGCAUGCCCUGAUAUGCAUAAUAGUAGUAUAUCAAAAUUUCUUGGUGCAAAAUGGAAAUCAAUGAGUGCUGAAAUUAAACAACCGUAUUAUGAAGAACAAGCACGUUUAAGUCGUCAACAUAUGGAAGAACAUCCGGCGUAUCGUUAUAGACCACGUCCAAAACGUACAUGUAUAGUUGAUGGUCGUAAAUUACGUAUAUCCGAAUAUAAAGAAUUAAUGCGUUCACGUGGUGAUUCAUCAUCAUCUUCAACAUCCUUAUCACGUAGACAAUGGAUUAUGAAUAAUUCAACAGGCACAGAUGAACAGGCACAAAAAAUUGUUGAAGAUAUUUUAGACAAUAAUACACUUUCAUCUGUAGCACAAAUAAGUCCAUUAAAUGAAUAUGACAACGAAUCAAUAUGCUCAUCGAAUAAAAAUGAAAAUUUUACACAGAAUACUACUACUACUACUACUAAUAAUAAUAAUACUUUAAUUCUUGAUACAGAGCAAUUAAAUAAAUCACCAUGUGAUACUAGUGAACAACAAAAACACUGCACUCCUAUUGAACAUGAUAAUUUAACAUUGAACGAAACCACAUUGGAACAUCAAACUCAUUAUGGCGGUGUUUUAAAACAAGAAACUGAUCAUAUUAAUGAAAUAGAACAAGAUUCUUUUGAAAUGAAUUUAAACAAAGUGGAUAUUUGUAAAGGUGAUGACGACAACAAUGAUGAUGAUAGUAAUAGUAAUAAUAACAAUGAUAAUAUGUGCCUUAACACUUCUUCAACAUUGAACACAUUACUGGAUCAAUCCGUUCAAGAAUCAAUCAACUAA
Schistosoma turkestanicum is the source of this 3576-nucleotide messenger RNA. The record is from the annotation of a GenBank genome assembly. Lineage: Eukaryota; Metazoa; Platyhelminthes; Trematoda; Strigeidida; Schistosomatidae.